AUGUUCGGACACCCUUUCGCGAUGGGGAUGGGAAUGCCCAUGAGCCUGCCGGUGGUCGUGCGGGAUCUUCGUGCAGACCGAUCCGGGCCCCCCAGAAUGGCCACCGUACGAGUAGGGGGCAUCCCGGUUGGCACCUUGAAUCUUGAUCCCAUGGGCAUGCCCUUCCCAGGCCACCUGGGCGCGGAUCCCCUGAUCAUGGAGGCGCUGAGCCGUCAGAGAUCACUCAGCCCACCUCGGCGUACGAGCUCCUUCACAAUGCAGCUCUACCACGAAACGAGCCCGGAGUAUGCAGACGAGAUCGUCAGGACACAGCGCAUGAAAAGAGGAAGCAGCGGUCUGGCGGGUGGUGGGAUCUACUUCGCAGAGAGCCCAGAAGAGGCCCGCAGGAAGGCACACAGCCAUGGGGCCAUGCUGCAAGCGACGGUUCGCCUGGGGAACAUGAAGAUCGUGCAUCGUAGUUCGGAUGAGUACUAUAGAGGACUCCAGAGCCAGGGCUACGACUCCGUCAAGCUGCUUGACCGCCCAACUGGCACAGAGUAUGUCGUGUACAGCUGGGAGCAGGUCAGCAACAUCCGCAGGGUUUGA
Messenger RNA from Symbiodinium pilosum, 585 nucleotides. The record is from the annotation of a GenBank genome assembly. Lineage: Eukaryota; Dinophyceae; Suessiales; Symbiodiniaceae.